GUCAACGAUAUCGACCGGAGUUCAUGUAUGUUUACGUCUGUUGUCAGGUAUUGAAUACACGAUACUACGGUGUCGUGUUUAACAGUUAUACGGACACAAUGUCCUGAGUGUGACGAUUUUACAGAUUAUCUUACUUCUACGUUGAAACAAGACUAAUUUUGGGCUGGAAAUUCGAAUUUUGCCCAAAAUUCCCUGCGGACAGACACCGCUGUCGUCCGUUUCUCUAAAUGUAAGACCUGGACUUCAUUUACAGUAGGAUCGACGUCUGUCUGGUGAUACAUUAAAGUCAUGGCAUCCACUGGAAAAAAAUCACCAUCUGUCAGUUGGCUUGAUAUGAUUGAUGAAAAUAAAAGAGAAACACAACUGACACCAGAAGAGGAAGCCCAGCUGAUAGCUGAUUAUACUAAGGAAAAAGUAGAAAAGGGAUUUAGAUUUCUGAAACCAAGUUCCAGAUGUUCGCAUACACAUCACAGUGGUGAUGGUGGAGAAUCAAUAAAGACAUCACCAAAGAGAAUACGAAGACUUGUAAGAAAAGAACAAACUAACACCUUAGAUGAACCAGUCAAACCUCCUUUGAUUAAUAUUGAAUGUGCGAGUCCUAGAGAAGAAAAGAAGGAAGAUAAAAUAUUGGUCACACCAAAAUCAAUAUCAACCCAUGUCAGACCAUGGAGUAGUGGUGGGGAAAGGAGAAGAACAGACAAAAAGAAAUCACCGAAACAACGACCAAAGUCGGCUCACCCAGCAAGGGGUGAUGAACUAGUUAGACCAUGGUCUGUGACUGAACUUGUUGAUGAUAAAGCUUUAGUUUUGAAAGGGGAGACUCAAGUUGAUGAAACUAUAAGUCAAACAAUAGUACAAGAUGAUGAAUAUGUUCCUUCAUCUGAGGCUAAAUGGGUGUGGUCUCCUGACACCCCAUCAGAUUUACAAGAUGAAGAGUCUAAUUCAGAAGAAACAUCACCUGCAAGAAAAGUACAAUCAUUUCAGGAGUGGCUAGAGGGCCCAUCUGUUAAUGAUGAAGAUUAUGAUACAGAUUUGGAAGAUGAUUUUCCAAAACGAUAA
Molecule: messenger RNA, 1059 nt
Organism: Saccoglossus kowalevskii
Lineage: Eukaryota; Metazoa; Hemichordata; Enteropneusta; Harrimaniidae
Molecular function (GO): calcium ion binding; protein binding
Source: RefSeq, a predicted model, not a curated record